AUGCUGGCGCUGGUGGCGGGGUCUCUAGUGACCCAUGGUGCCUGCCAGUGCUCGGAUGAGCACAGUCGAGCGUGCGGAGCGCGGGUUUCGGACCUUAUCACUCCUACCGAUGCAUCGGCCUCGGGCCGUGUACUAAUGCAGCUGAGUUCUUUGCGUGAUCCUUGGGACUCCGCUGCAUCUACCGAUUCAUCCAAGACCGCAUCGUACCUGUCCUGGCAGCUGCUGUAUUUUUCGCACGGCAACCGUGCACUCUUAGAGGACGGCAGUUCUGAAGGCGGCACGCUGGGGAUCUUGCUCACCUGCUUCACUGUGCUCCUGGCAGUGUGCGUCUGCCUCUGCGCCUGGCGGAGUGCUCCGGAACCCGGGCCCAAGCUACCGCCAGGCCCGUCCAUGCGGCCGACGCUGGAACCGUCCAAAGGGAGACCUUCGUGCUUGUCGCCCAUCCCCCAGGCGCCCUCAGAGGCGGAGCGCUCGGAGAACUCGGAGCCGUCCGCCUUGCCGACGGCCACCCGGGUCUUCAGCGGGCGGCAGGUCUGCUGCCCAGAUCUGAUGGUGCCCCGCGGCUCACAGAGCGUGCUGGGGGUGCCGAGCCUCAAGGAGCAGCGGGCCCAGCUUCUGGACGUGGUGGACCCGAUUGGCAUGCCAAUCCUGAAGGUGGAGGUGCUACGUGCACAGGACCCCUCGCCCCGGGUGUCCUUGAUCCAGUCGGCCUCCUCCCCGGGUUCCGCCAUCUUGCCACCCGGAGCGACCCGGCGCCCGCUGCUGGCCCUACGAAACCUGCGCCCGGAGGGCCUGGACCGGCGCCUGGGCAACGAGCCGAACGCCAUGGCGGUGGCCUUUCAGAGGGGCGAGGCCCUGGAGAUCUGCACGCCGGAGCUGAGCAUCUUCGGGGUCCUGGAGAAGGAGGAGAGCCCCAUGGGCCUCCGCUUUGUCCUGCGGGUGGGCAGUGAAGCAGUGACAAGUAUCAUCUUCCAGGGCACCAGCGUCCACAGCGGGCUGGCGGUGACGGAUGCGGCGAACAAGAUCCUGGCGAGGACCCAGGCCGGGCGGUUGAAGUUCGAAGCGGGGGGGAGGUUUUACAGCCUCCAAGUCCAUGCCGGGGUGGACGUUGGGGUGCUGCUGUGCUGCCUUCUCUUCAUCGAUGGCCUCGGGGCAGGGCUCUUUUGA
Effrenium voratum is the source of this 1167-nucleotide messenger RNA. Lineage: Eukaryota; Dinophyceae; Suessiales; Symbiodiniaceae. The record is from the annotation of a GenBank genome assembly.